CGCGUAAAUGCAAAAAACCAAAGUUAAAUUUGCCAAAACCACUUUACACUAAGAGAGAGAGAGUGUGCGCCCACAACAAGAAGAUGAACAAGUAACUCGAAGAAGAAGACGAACCUACUCCACUUGCUUGCUCCAGCUACUUUCAAACUUUCCAUUCCUUCUUCUUUCUCAAGCAGCUAUGAGAAAUCACCUUCUCUUCUUAUUCGCUCUCAUUGCACUCGCCCCCACUUUCUCUCUCCACUCUCAGCCUCAAGCUGCUCCCGCAGGGCCGUUGAUUAAGCAUCUGUCUUCGCUCAUCAGAUGGACAAGGUCUACCUCCAAGACGCCGCACUCAGAUGGGAAUGUUCUUCAAUUUGAAAAUGGUUACGUGGUUGAGACUGUUGUGGAAGGAAACGAGAUUGGGGUUGUCCCUUACAGGAUCCGUGUGUCUGAGGAGGAUGGUGAACUCUUUGCUGUUGAUGCAAUUAAUAGCAACAUUGUUCGGAUUACUCCGCCGCUGUCCCAAUAUAGUAGAGGAAGAUUGGUGGCUGGGUCGUUUCAGGGCUACACAGGCCAUGUGGAUGGAAAACCAAGUGAUGCUCGUUUCAAUCAUCCCAAAGGCAUAACCAUGGAUGAUAAGGGGAAUGUUUAUGUUGCUGAUACUCAGAAUCUGGCCAUCAGAAAGAUUGGAGAUUCUGGUGUGACAACCAUUGCUGGAGGAAAGUCAAGUGCUGCAGGCUACAGGGAUGGGCCUAGUGAGGAUGCUAAAUUCUCAAAUGAUUUUGAUGUGGUAUAUGUUCGGCCCACCUGUUCCUUGUUGGUCAUUGAUAGAGGAAAUGCUGCUCUUCGACAAAUCUCUCUUGACCAGGAAGACUGUGAUUAUCAGUCUAAUUCAAUUUCUAGUACAUAUAUCCUUACAGUUGUUGGUGCUGUUAUAGUAGGAUAUGCUACAUGUAUGCUUCAGCAGGGAUUUGGAUCCUCUUUCUUCUCAAAAUCACGACCAUCAGAAAGAGAGUAUAAAGGACCAGCAAGCAAUGAGAAGCAUAUGCCAAUCCUGGAGAGCAGUAAAGAGGAACCAGGAUGGCCAUCUUUCGGACAGCUCAUCAUUGAUCUUUCUAAGCUUUCCCUCGAAGCAUUAGCCGGUGCUUUCACCCAAUUCAUUCCCUCACAUUUCAGACCUGGCAACUCCAACAGAGGCCUAACACCGCUUAAAGAUCGUCUCAUGAUGCCUGAAGAUGAAGUGCAGCCUCCAUUGGUCAAUAGGCAAAAUGCUCAAGGACAUACUCCUCUUACCGAAACUCGGCUGCCACCGCAGGUCCAUGCUCCUCUUAGUGAAAACCGGAUGGCUUCACAUGUCCACACUCCAAGCACUGCUGAGAAAUACUCAGAAAUGAAGCCUCCAAAGAUAAAAUCAAGCAGUUUCAAGGACCCCUCUUUGUCAAGCAAGCACCGAUCUUCGAAACGACCCGAGUAUGCUGAAUUCUAUGGAUCUUCUGAGAUUCCUCCAUACUCCAAAUCUAAGAGCCAGAAAGAAAGGCCAAGACACAGGCAGCGCGAAAAGAGUGGAGAAGUUUUUAUGGGGGGAGUUGGAGCUGAGUCUAAACCUGUUGACACAAGGGGUGUUGAUCAUAGUAAUCCAAAGUUUGACCAUUACAGUAUGAGGACUAAGUAUGCAUCUGAAGAGACCUUCCGGUUCAACUCUCAGUAACCAAGUUUUGCGGAAUCUAUUUUUCAGUGCUACCCUGUUCUACAUAAUAUUGAAUAUGUUCACCUACAUCUGUUUGAAAUAUCUGUACUUGACAACUACUUGAAGCUGUAUUAUAAGAAAAUACUGUGCUUAGAAAACCAUUGGGUGGAAGGAUUAAUUUUGACCCAUGUGCUCAAAAAUUUGUGAUUAAAUUAGCAUCCCCACAUACAAAGUUGUUCAGUUUCAAGGAGAUUGCAAUUGCACCCUCUUAACUACUUGAUUCCUGAAUCAUGUCAUUAUCUUUUCAGUUGAACCA
Cajanus cajan (pigeon pea) is the source of this 1982-nucleotide messenger RNA. Its product is annotated as NHL domain-containing protein. Lineage: Eukaryota; Viridiplantae; Streptophyta; Magnoliopsida; Fabales; Fabaceae. Gene Ontology annotation, molecular function: protein binding. The record is from RefSeq and is a predicted model, not a curated record.